UUGAGGGUUUUUUUUUUUUUGAAAAUUUAACCAAACCAUUCUUCCCAAAAUGAGGUGGAUAAACAAAGGAAACUACUAUAAAUUCGAAAGACUUCCCUUCUUUUUUCGUCCCAACAAUUUGCUCUCUCUCUCUCUCUCACUCAUCAUCUUGCUCGCUUGCCAUCUCCUUAGUUUCUCAAAUAAUGGCAACCAUGAACCGAAGGAAUCUCGCUCAUGGCAACACACUGAUGCAUCUAAGUGCGACAUUUCCCCUUUGGAAUAGUAGAUCUGCAACAACUCCAAUCUCAGAAGUUCCAGUGCUCGUGUAUCUUCUAGUCACAAGGUCCCGCUUCUCGAAUCAAAGCUCCGAGAUUAUGCGCAGGUCCGAAGAUUUUAUCUUUACUUCAACCCUUGGCAACGUUUUGCUUCCGCAAGCUCGACGUAGGGAGGUCUCCUACAUGCUCUCUCACAUCCAGCAUUCUGAUCCCAGAGAUAACGAUUUCUGGAUCAACCAGAUAUGCUCUUUUGCUUCUCAAGCAGCCCCAGAAGCAGCGCAAAACCAUGGUCUCGCGCUCAUUGCCGAUAUUAUUAUCGAAUAUACCGACUUUCAUGCAUUUUUUGAAGGAGUCCAGGAGAUCAGUGAGCCACUUACUUUAGGAGAAAUAUUUGAUGGCAAAGAAUGGUUUGGCAGCACACCGGAGGGCAAGUCUUCUGGCAGGAAACUCGAGAGGGUUAUCUAUACGACGGAUGGUUUCCAAGAGAGUGAGUGUGUCAUUUGUUUAGAGGACUUUGAUCCAGGGGUGGAAGUUGCCAAAAUGCCAUGCUCUCAUAUCUUUGACCAGCAUUGUAUUGCUGCCUGGCUGGAGAGGAGUCCUCUCUGUCCUCUCUGUCGUUUUGAAAUGCCUACUGGAAACGAGAAGGGAAAAUGAGACGUACGUGUCCUCUUUUGUCUUGGAUUUAAUCUUUUUGAGUACUGAUGUAGCACCUGAUCAUAGCUUUAUGUUUAGCUCUAAUUUCACAUACCGAUCUAAGGUUUGAUCUGAUCA
This is a messenger RNA of Elaeis guineensis (African oil palm), 1025 nucleotides long. NCBI's taxonomy places the organism in Eukaryota, Viridiplantae, Streptophyta, Magnoliopsida, Arecales, Arecaceae. The record is from RefSeq and is a predicted model, not a curated record.